AUGCAGAAGACCAGGAGUCUGCAGCGAGAUGACAGCAGGAUAAUCAUACACUUCGAUUAUGACUGUUUUUAUGCCUCUGUCGUUGAAAACGAGAACCCUGCCCUGAAAUCGGUACCUCUUGCCAUUCAGCAAAAGCAGAUCGUGGUGACUUGCAACUAUGAAGCCCGCAGGAGAGGUUUGCGCAAGCUGCAGCUCAUAACCGAGGCCAAAAGAGUAUGUCCUGAGGCAGUCAUUGUCCUUGGGGAGGACUUGACUCGCUUUCGUGAUGCAUCGAAGGAACUUUACAAUUUUCUUCAGCAGCGUAUCUGGAGUGGAAGAGCUGAACGACUGGGAUUCGACGAGGUCUGGCUAGAUUGUACAGACAUGAUCGACUACAACCUGGACUUGCUAAACCACAAUGACCUAUCCCAUUCAUUUUUCUGCUUGAGCAAAGAUGAUCCCACCAUCGGCUUUGAGUACAGCGCUUUGGGCGUCUUCGGUCCAACCUACCCUCCACACACGCUGAAGUCUCUUCAAUUGACUGAAAAGGAGAACCGCUUGCAGCAGCGGCUUAUCAUUGGGUCGCAUUUAGCAAGGUAUCUGCGCCAUGAGCUAGAGUCACAGAAAGGGUACACCUCGACUGUAGGAAUUGCAACCAACAAGAUACUCUCGAAGCUGGUGGGCAAUGUGAAUAAACCAAAGAACCAAACAACCAUCAUCCCACCAUUUGAACCAGUUGGAGACACAAGAACAAACAUCAACGAGUUCCUUGACCAUCACGAUAUAGGCAAGAUACCAGGAAUUGGGUUCAAGUUAUCGCAGAAAAUCAGAGCGCACGUAUUGGGCCGGCAGGCCGACUUCUCUGAUGGCCUGGUUUAUGGUGGCACGAAAGAGUCCGUGAUUGUUCUUGACGUUCGUUCACAUCCUGCCAUGGGUCCGGACCUGCUUGAAGAGAUACUUGGUGGUCCAGGGGCGCCUAAGGGCAUCGGCGGAAAAGUCUGGGAGCUGAUACAUGGCAUUGAUGACAGCGAAGUGGGCAAGGCCAAGCGCGUUCCAUCACAAAUCAGCCAGGAAGAUUCGUAUAUGAAGUAUCUGCGAACGUUUGAACAGGUGAGGGAGCAAUUGCAUCUUUUAGGUGAGCGACUCAUCCGUCGGAUGCAGAUGGACCUCAUGGAUGAGGCCGAGGAGACCAGCGAGAUUGGUGAACCUGGGCAUCAACGACACUGGUUGGCGCACCCGAGGACAUUACGCUUGUCAACCAGACCUCGCCCGGCCCCUGGCCCCGAUGGAAUUCGAGCAAGAACAUUCCAUCGGAUCUCGAGAUCUGCACCUAUGCCCAAUUUUGUCUUCAGUCUAACAGAAGCACCUUCUGUCCUAGCUGAGCGUUUGGUAGACGAAGCUUUGGUGCCAAUGUUCCGCGCACUGCACCACGAGAAAUCUGGGUGGAAUCUUAGUCUGGUCAACGUUGCGGCUACCAACAUGGCAGAAACGGCAGCAGAUAGCAAAGAGAGUGAAGGCCGUGAUAUUGGGAAGAUGUUCCGGCGGCAGGAUGAAGUGCUGAAAGAUUUCAGAGUUACCGUUGCACCAGAUGCCACCGACGGCCAACGUGCACCCUCGCCAACCACAAUGGAUGGUAAACCACAUGAAGAUGAAUAUACAAACAGUGAUCUCGAGCUGGGGAAAGCUGCAGAUUGGGAUUCCGAUGCGAGCGAGGAUGAAGUGCUUGAGCGUUGCGACGUUUGUCGGAGUGCCAUGCCGUCGUUUGCCAUGCCAGCGCAUCGAAGAUACCAUGAGUUGAAUGACUAG
Messenger RNA from Exophiala viscosa, 1785 nucleotides. Its product is annotated as DNA polymerase iota subunit. Bases 1 to 1785 code for a protein of 594 amino acids. Gene Ontology annotation, biological process: translesion synthesis. The transcript has 2 exons. Gene Ontology annotation, molecular function: DNA-directed DNA polymerase activity; damaged DNA binding. The record is from RefSeq and is a predicted model, not a curated record. NCBI's taxonomy places the organism in Eukaryota, Fungi, Ascomycota, Eurotiomycetes, Chaetothyriales, Herpotrichiellaceae.